Procambarus clarkii (red swamp crayfish) is the source of this 3428-nucleotide messenger RNA. Lineage: Eukaryota; Metazoa; Arthropoda; Malacostraca; Decapoda; Cambaridae. The record is from RefSeq and is a predicted model, not a curated record.
AUUGUUUGGGCGUCGUGGUGAGUGGUGGUGCGUCGCUCGAGCUCCUUCCCUCCCGUCACUGGGAGACACACACACACACAGCUCAUCUCCCGCGCUGCCUCCCUCCCUACCUCCCUCUCCUGCACGCCUCACCCUAAUGUAAAUCACAACCCGAUAAUAUGAAGUGAAAAAUCAGGUGAAAAUCAGUGAAAAAAUUGAUCCAUGAUCUAAUCCAACGAAGGAUACAAUCUGCAUAUCCAAAUACUGUGAAUUAAUCCUCAGAGAGGGUGCAGGAAGGACCUCCUAGCAGGAGUGGAUUGUUGCUCCUGACGUAGCUGCACCAGGAGGGGAAAUAAUGGGGGCUGAGAGAGCAGAGAACUUCGCCCUGAGGUUGUGUGUGGUGGUCGUGGCGGUGGUGGGCGGCGCCAGUCAGCAGAUGGCCAAGAUCCGUCGUGCGGGCGGCAGCACGGAGACGUCGUCCACCCUGGGCUGGGUGGCUGGCCGAGGCACCGUCCUCCCGCCGCACGCGGUGCUGGUCACGGAGGACGACCCGGCCACCGUGUGGUGCCGCGCGGAGAAGCACAGCACCUGGAUGGCCGGGGCCAUGCACUCCGGCACCUGCACCGUGCCCUUCCUCACCACCGUGCUGCGCAUCAACGACAACUUCGAGAUCCUCGUCUCCAUCAACGGGUCGGCGCGAGUGCGCUACGAAAACUGGGACCGGUAUUUAGCGCCGCCGCACAACGCUGUGUCCGCCGAGGCUCGUCGCUUCUUGGCCGUGCGGGAGGGCGAAGACGGCUUCCCCCAGGCGGGGUUCCUGGCCCCGCGGGAGAGACGCGCCUACUUCGUCUCGGGAUCCACCGUCGAGAAGGUCGACACCGCCAAAGUUCUAGUUGAAGACGAGCCUGAACGCUACGACCUCCGGGCCGUGAACCUGGACACCAGUCGCAUGUCCAUAACGCGCGAGGAGUCCGUGCUGGCCAAGGCCAUGCUGCUCAACCCGGGCCCGUCGCGGCAGCGGGUGGUGGAGGACAGGGAGGUGGUGGUGCGCCAGCUGGCGUACUGGGGCCAGAUCAAGGGCACGUACAACGGCAAGCCCGCCCACGUGGUCUCCCCGCCGCCGGAGUCCGAGGAGAGGGACCUGAUGUGGGGCGUGCAGAACGAGCUCGACCGCGUGUACCAGGACCUCCUGGAGUACGACCUGCCCCCGGGCACGGGCGUCAGGGUCAAGAUGAUCGGCACUGUUCGUAAGACCGAGGCGCCCUACUUCGGCACCCUGACGGCCGUGUACAAGGACGGCAGCCAGACCUCUCGGGUCAUCGAGGGGCUCCACAUGGACCAGCGGCUGGUCAUGCUCCGCGCCCAGUACUCCUCGCCUUACUUCAUCCACAACAACACGGUGCUCGACAUCCCCGAGCAGACGUCAGUGCUAUUCAAAUCCACCACAACCACCACCACAACAACCACAACCACUACAACAACUUCCACCACCCCCGAGCCGCCCAAAAUGUCGAUGGUGGGACCGGAAAAGCCGCAGAGUGAUUCGCUGAGCACAACUCAGCGGGAAGUGGAGGUGAAUCUCCACGGUAGUGCUGGCCCCUUGUGCCCCGCCCUGGCCCUGAUCCUGGCCUUGGCCCUGGCCACCCUCUCUGCUGCCAGCCCUUGAGUCAUCUUGUAUACCAAGCUCCUCACUUCAUUGCAUUUUCCUUUUGCCUCGGAAAUUUCGCAGGAAAUGUCGGCAAGAAAUUGUCUGGGAGAGCAACAGGGACGCUUACAGUCCUCUCGUGCUGUGCAUUUUUAGAACUACAGAAGAAAAUCAGAAGUACUUAUUUACAUUAUACAAAUAAUAUAUAUAUCUGUUGUUGACACUGUUAGGACAGUAGAAACUAGAUGUCAAUUAUGUCCAGUGUUGACCUCAGCUGUCCCUCCAGCCAAGGCCUACUAGAUAGGCCUAGGGGGCAGAAACACCCUACCAUAACCCUAGUUCCGCUGUUCUGACUGGAGAAUUCUUUAAACUAAAAAUAAUCCUGGGUUAGGCAUUUUACAAGAAGACACCGUUAAAAUGUCAUCCGCUUCCAAGACGAACGAGACUUGUCUAAGCGGGCGGAUGUAGGCUUCAGAAGUCAUUCCAUCACCUGUUGUCUGCAGCAACUACGGGCUCACCAUAGCCCGUGCUGCUUGGAACUUUUUGUUCUUAGACAGCGAAUCUUAAACAACAACAACAACUUGUCCGCAGCGCCACUCUUAUCAGCGGCUGGCCAGGAACCCGCUGGUGCUUCUCUCUUCAACAUCAGUAAUGCUCCGGCUGAUCAAACGUUCAGCUAAUAAUAAUAUUCUUAGCUAUCGUGGCGAAGUUGUACAUGCGAGUAUGAAUGUUAAAUAUAAUCUUGUGCAGAAGCCGACUCGAGUGACUGCGGUGCGUGUGUACAGCUAAACACUGUACUAGGAGGAGUGUGAGUGAGUGUAAAUAUUGAGCCUGUAUAUUGCUGAGAAUUCCCCAACCACUAGGGCAGUAGUGGCUUCCUUGUGUGUUUAUAAUCAUGAUAAUAAGCCUCCUUCACUAUGUUGCGGGUGAAGCCUAUUUAUUUCCGAGUUCUCCCCAAAACAUUGAUGCUUUCACUCUUGGUGUUUAAGACUUCUGGAGCAUCUCUCAGAAGGGUGACAGCACCCCCUCAGAAGGGUGACAGCACCCCCUCAGAAGGGUGACAGCACCCCCUCAGAAGGGUGACAGCACCCCCUCAGAAGGGUGACAGCACCCCCUCAGAAGGGUGACAGCACCCCCUCAGAAGGGUGACAGCACCCCUCAGAAGGGUGACAGCACCCCCUCAGAAGGGUGACAGCACCCCCUCAGAAGGGUGACAGCACCCCCUCAGAAGGGUGACAGCACCCACUCAGAAGGGUGACAGCACCCCCUCAGAAGGGUGACAGCACCCCCUCAGAAGGGUGACAGCACCCCCUCAGAAGGGUGACAGCACCCCCUCAGAAGGGUGACAGCACCCCCUCAGAAGGGUGACAGCACCCCCUCAGAAGGGUGACAGCGCCCCUCAGAAGGCUGACAGCAUCAACCAACGACUUCAAGAGCAAACCUUCACAACAUUAACAACCCACUCUGCCCCCCCCCCUCCCCCUCCGUCACUUCCCACCUCCAUACACCCCUAAUAUAACCCUAUACGCUUGACCCCUCCAGGGUUGAUCUGUAGUCCCCUGCCAUGUUGUAUCUCGUACCAUGUGAACUGCCUCAGUGUUGUUGUACGUCAAGUGUCGUGCGUGUGUGAGAGUUGAGUGAGUGUGCGUGCAGCCUGGAGAGUGGAAUAUGCAGUUCUUAAGGGGGGUUCAUUCCCCGGGACUCCCCCAAGCAGGGUGUGUGUGUGUGUGGUGGACGGUGUUCUAUGUCGCUCUUGAAGACUUUGUACCUAUGUCAUGUGUAAUAAAAGGUGUGUGGGAUGUCA